Petromyzon marinus (sea lamprey) is the source of this 2037-nucleotide messenger RNA. NCBI's taxonomy places the organism in Eukaryota, Metazoa, Chordata, Hyperoartia, Petromyzontiformes, Petromyzontidae. The record is from RefSeq and is a predicted model, not a curated record.
AUGGCACUGCAGCGGGGAUUCGGGAGCGCCGGCCUCGCAAGUGAGCCCGAGUGCAUUCGCAGCCUUCUCAGCCCUCUACCUCUUCCCCCCCCGCCCCACCCCACUCCUCACUCUGCCGCCCAGCAGCAGUCGGCCCCCGAGGGCUUCUCCCCGCACGACCACGACGAGGGCGGAGGCCGCUAUGCGGCGCUCGUCGUGCUCUCUGUGGCGUGCGUCCUCGGCCUGCUGCUCGCCUCCGCCGCGUUCUACUGCGCGCGAGGCAGCGGCGGCGCCGGAGUCGCGGCCGGGGUCUGGGGCGGCGCGCGGGCCAAGCGCCGCUCCGAGUACACGAGCCUCGACGCGGAGCCCGGCGCGCACGCCACCGCCGACUACCAGGAGCUGUGCCGCCAGCGAGUGGCGUCCCGCUCGUGCGAGCGCGCCGAGCCGCUGCUGCGGCCGCAGGCGGCGCACGUGUCGCGCGUCAGCAGCGUCUCGUCCCAGCACAGCGACCCGGGGGUCGCCGGGGUCGCCGGGGUCACCGCCGCCGCUGCCCUGAGCCCCUCGCCCAGGAGCAGCGUCUCAUCGUGGAGCGAGGAGCCCGCGUCCUCCAGCCUCGACAUCACCACGGGACACAUGAUCCUCUCGUACAUGGAGGACCACCUGCGCAACAGGCACCGCCUGGAGCGCGAGUGGGUGGCGCUGUGCGCCUACCAGGCGGAGCCCAACGCGCGCUCCGUCGCCCAGCGGGCGCCCAACGCCGCCAAGAACCGCGACUCCAACGUGCUGCCCUACGACCAUGCCAGGGUCGUUCUCAAGACAGAAGGCAACAUCUCCGGUUCAGAUUAUAUCAAUGCCAGCCCCAUUAUGGACCACGACCCCCGCAACCCGGCAUACAUCGCCGCGCAGAGCCCCCUGGCCGAGACCGUCGCGGACUUUUGGCAGAUGGUGUGGGAGAGCAGCUGUGUGGUGAUCGUGAUGCUCUCUCCGCUGGAGGAGCAAGGGACGGAGCAGUGCUUCCGCUACUGGCCCGAGGACGGCUCCCGUCUCUAUCACAUCUACGAGGUGAACCUCGUUUCGGAGCACGUGUGGUGCGACGAUUUCCUGGUGCGCAGUCUCUACCUGAAGAACACCCAGACGGGGGAAACCCGCACGCUCACGCAGUUCCACUUCCUCACCUGGCCCGAGCACGGCGUGCCGCCCUCCGCCCGCUCGCUCCUCGACCUCCGCAGGAAAGUUAACAAGUGCUACCGGGGCCGAUCCUGUCCCGUCGUCAUGCACUGCAGCAACGGUUCUGGCCGGACUGGAACGUACAUCCUGAUCGACAUGGUGUUGAACCGCAUGACUAAAGGAACAAAGGAGAUUGACAUCGCCGCAUCCCUGGAGCACGUCCGAGACCAGCGGCCAAGGAUGGUCGAAACCAAGGAGCAGUUCGCCUUCGCGCUCACUGCCGUGGCCGAGGAGGUGAACGCGAUUCUCAAGUCCCUGCAGAAGUGACGGUGCCAGCGGCUGCCUUGGACAGAGAGCGGCCGCUGUCGCCGCCCAGGCGAUCCACGGCCUUCGGGCCGGGGACAGGCGCGGAAGGCAGCGAAACAACAAAAAAGAGGAGACAGCAGCCGCUGCCGCACGCUGCUGCUGCCACGGCAUCACAUCACACGCUCGUCAAUCUCACUCGGCGUCACAUCACGCGCACGCCAAUCCCACUCGGCGUCACGUCACACGCUCGCCAAUCCCACUCGGCGUCACAUCACACGCUCGCCAAUCUCACUCGACGUCACAUCACACGCUCGCCAAUCUCACUCGGUGUCACAUCACGCGCACGCCAAUCCCACUCGGCGUCACGUCACACGCUCGCCAAUCCCACUGGGCGUCACAUCACACGCUCGCCAAUCUCACUGGGCGUCACAUCACACGCUCGCCAAUCUCACUCGGCGUCACAUCACACGCUCGCCAAUCUCACUCGACGUCACAUCACACGCUCGCCAAUCUCACUCGGUGUCACAUCACACGCUCGCCAAUCUCACACGGCGUCACAUCACACGCUCGCCAAUCUCACUUGAC